AGGUGACACGGCCUCCAACCUGGGCAGCGCCGUGGACGAGCUGAUGCGGCACCAGCCCACCCUCAAAACCGACGCCACCACCGCCAUCAUCAAGCUGCUGGAGGAGAUCUGCAGCCUGGGCCGGGACCCCAAGUACAUCUGCCAGAAGCCCUCGAUGCAGAAGGGGGAGGGGGCGGGGGCCGCGCCCCCCCCGCGCUCCCCCCACGCCGCCGAGGAGGCCUCGAGCGAGGACGAGGAGGAGGAGGAGGUUCAGGCCAUGCAGAGCUUCGGGGCCGCCCAGCAGAGCGAGGCCGAGCCCACCCAGACGUGAGUGGGGGGUCCCUG
This is a messenger RNA of Neopelma chrysocephalum (saffron-crested tyrant-manakin), 324 nucleotides long. RefSeq names its product E3 ubiquitin-protein ligase HUWE1-like. The record is from RefSeq and is a predicted model, not a curated record. Lineage: Eukaryota; Metazoa; Chordata; Aves; Passeriformes; Pipridae. The transcript is spliced from 2 exons. The coding region runs from base 44 to 310 and encodes 88 amino acids.